AAAUCGGGGAUUUUAAUUAAAAGAUAAGAUUUGACGUUGACCAUUUCACGGAUGUACUUUUACAAUAAUGUCAUUGAAAGUUGUAUGGCUUUGUUUAAUAUUUUACGUAUCCGAAACAUUGCAUUAUGAAGAUAUUGGUUUAUUUUUUAAAAGAGAACCAGAAGAGGGGACUAGGUGCGGUGUAUGUCCCACCUACUUCGACAAGAUUUGUGCAUUCGACUUCGGAACAAAUCACACAUACAUAUUCGACAACCACUGCGUCAUGGACCUUUUCAAUUGCAUUCAUGGCACAGAUUUUACUCAAAUGAAAUAUGAAAAUUGUCUGUAUUUCGGAAACUUUGCUUAUGUGCACGGAACAAGGUUUGAAGACGCAGAUUACAUGGAGGACCACUUCGCCAUUAAGAAUUCAAAGAAAAAUAAGGACUUUGCAUAAUCGUACUUCAUAGGCGCGGAAAAAUAUAGUAUAGCUAUUUAUGAUAAUAAAACUACGUUAAUUGUU
Molecule: messenger RNA, 499 nt
Organism: Danaus plexippus (monarch butterfly)
Lineage: Eukaryota; Metazoa; Arthropoda; Insecta; Lepidoptera; Nymphalidae
Exons: 4
Coding region: 68-433 (121 amino acids)
Molecular function (GO): protein binding
Source: RefSeq, a predicted model, not a curated record